AUGCCAUUCCAUCUGUCUGAGAAGCUGUCGAAACUUAUACACAAGGGACAUGGAUCGUCAGAGCAUGUGUCGGUAGGAUAUUUCCCGAACUGGUCUAUUUACCAGAAGGGAUAUAAGCCGGAGCAUGUACCGUUUCAAUACCUGACUCACAUAUUGUAUGCGUUUGCAAAUGUGAACCCAGACACAGGUGAUGUAUACUUGUCGGAUGAAUGGGCCGACCGACAAAUCAAGUAUGAUGGAGAUGAGGAUGUAGGAGAAUCGCCAAUGCAUGGCAACCUGAACCAAUUCCUACAGCUCAAAAAGAAGCACAGGCACCUCAAAACACUACUGUCUAUCGGCGGCUGGUCCUAUUCGGGCAAUUUCCAAUGUCUAACCGAUAAGCAGAAACGAGAAAGGUUUGUGCAGUCUGGCGUAAAGAUUCUCGCGGACUGCGGCUUCGAUGGUCUCGAUAUUGACUGGGAGUACCCGCAAUCAGAUCAAGAGGCUAAAACGUACGUGGACUUGCUUUCCAUGCUGCGUGAUGCCCUCGACAAGUACGGCCAACGUGCUACGCCUGAGAACCCACACUAUUUGCUCACGAUUGCUGCGCCAAGCUCGCCACAGCAAUAUCAAAUUCUCCGGUUGAAAGAAAUGGAUAAGUUUCUAGACUUUUGGAAUUUGAUGGCAUACGAUUUCAGUGGCAGCUGGGACCAGACAGCGAAUCACCAAGCCAACCUGUACGGUGGUGCGAUCUCCGUAUCAAAAGCGGUCGAGGACUACAAACAUGGCGGCGUGCCAAUGAACAAGCUAGUGAUGGGCAUCCCGCUCUAUGGGCGUGGCUUUCUUGGCACAGCUGGACCGGGUCAGCCAUAUGAGCGAGUAAGCGAGACACCCGAAGGCACGUUCCUGUACAAGGACCUUCCGACGCGUAAUGCGCAGGAACACUUUGACGAGCGCGCUGGUGCUUCGUGGUCAUACGAUGGCCGAGAAUUCAUUUCGUACGAUUCGCCACAGGCUGCAUGUGCGAAGGCCGAGUAUAUCAAGAAGCAUGGCAUGCGUGGCGCCAUGUUCUGGGAGCUUAGUGGUGAUGCCGCCCAUGGCCACGAACGCUGUAUUGUGCACUGUGUGGCGAAUGCGAUGGGACAUUUGGACUCGUCUGAGAACCAUAUCGUUUAUCCUGAAAGUGUGCAUUCGAAUCUGCGUGGAUGA
Molecule: messenger RNA, 1188 nt
Organism: Malassezia globosa CBS 7966
Lineage: Eukaryota; Fungi; Basidiomycota; Malasseziomycetes; Malasseziales; Malasseziaceae
Exons: 1
Coding region: 1-1188 (395 amino acids)
Biological process (GO): carbohydrate metabolic process; chitin catabolic process
Cellular component (GO): extracellular region
Molecular function (GO): chitin binding; chitinase activity
Source: RefSeq, a predicted model, not a curated record